Lathyrus oleraceus (garden pea) is the source of this 2383-nucleotide messenger RNA. RefSeq lists its product as uncharacterized. The transcript has 6 exons. Gene Ontology annotation, biological process: attachment of GPI anchor to protein. Lineage: Eukaryota; Viridiplantae; Streptophyta; Magnoliopsida; Fabales; Fabaceae. The record is from RefSeq and is a predicted model, not a curated record. Gene Ontology annotation, cellular component: membrane; GPI-anchor transamidase complex. Bases 145 to 2346 code for a protein of 733 amino acids.
GAUUAAUUAGGGCAUUAGAUUUUGAAAUUGAAUCUAAUUUCAGAAUUUCCCUUCUCUCUCUGAAGUAAAAAACACUUUUUUCUCUUCUUCUUUUUUAUGUUUACUGCAAAUCGUGAUUUUUGAAUGUGAAAGAAAAAGGAAACAAUGGCCGAAAGCGAAACCGUCACGGCGACGAAACCAAGAGUUCGUCGUUUCGUAAGAUUUGGGAUUUUUCUAAUCUCUCACAGUAACUAUGUUAGCUUCAUUGGUUUCGUAUCAGGAAUCGUUGCUCUUCUUCUUCUACCUAUACUCGCUAAGAAUACUUACAUUUCCGAAAAUGCCCUCAUGCCAGGUUCUGCUAACAACAUGCUCUCUACUCAACACGUUUUCCACGCUACCGAAUUCGUCAAUGAUUUAACUGGUUCUGUCAGUGAAAGUCAUAAAAUUAUUGCACAGUAUAUGUCAGCAUUGGAGGCUGAGGUUACUUAUCACAAGUUCCAUCCUCAACUGAAUCAGUUUAGUCCACUGCACUUUUUCACAAGUCCCGAUUCGGGUAUAGUCUCAAAAAAUAUAAGCUGUUCAUCACUUGGAAUCAACAUUGCUGGAAUUAUUAGAGCACCACGGGGUGAUGGCAAGGAAUCUAUUGUCUUGGUAACGCCUUACAAUCCAAGGAGAGUUGGUCCAGGAGAGGCUUUGUCUUUGGGCAUUGCUUACUCGGUGUUCUCACUGCUUUCACGGGUUACUUGGUUGGCGAAGGACGUCAUAUGGCUUGUGGCAGAUUCACAAUACGGAGAAUAUUCGGCAGUAUCUGCUUGGCUAAGAGAAUACCAGGCUCCUGCAUUCCGUGAAGUUGACAUAGAUAAUAGUGAAACUUGCAAUGCUAUUAAUGAACUUGGACAGAAUCCUUCUUCUGAUAGGAAAUUAUACAGUGGUUUUAGACGUGCUGGAACUAUGGCUGCAGCUCUUGUAAUAAAAGUUGCCGAGCAAGGUAACCGUCAUGAAGACAUUCUUAACAUCUACCCUGAGGCAUCAAAUGGGCAGAUGCCAAACCUCGACCUCAUCAAUAUUGUAAAUUAUCUCGGAGUGCAUAAACGUGGUUUGCGGGUAAAGGUGAAUAAGAUGCUGUCUCUAUUUGGCUCCAGGUGGCUUAAUACUUUGGGUGGUAUUUUGGAAUCUCUGGGACAAAUUGCUAGGAGCUUGAAUCCUCAAUGGAAGUUUGGUAUUUCUGCUACUGAGUAUGUUGAGGGCGCAGCUACACUGGCAAGUUCAUUGUAUUUACAGGGGUUGGGUGUUCCCACUGGUCCUCAUGGUGCUUUCCGUGAUUAUCAAGUUGACGCAAUCACUCUUGAAAUUUCACCAAAAGUUUCUCCCGAUAAAAUGAUCAGUCGUAGUCCGAAUGAAUUUAUUCUCCGUGGUGGAAGGUAUGUGUCACUCAUCCAAGUGUUACUUAUAACAAUCUUGGAAGAAAUAGCAGGCAAUCAAUGGAAACAUGUAGAAGUUUUGCAAUUGACACCUCCGAUAUGCCAUCCCCGGUUGAUUGAAGGAGUCGUACGCUCAAUAAACAACCUUCUUGAGAAGUUUCAUCAGUCGUUCUUUUUGUACCUCUUGACAUCUUCUAGUAAAUUUGUGUCUGUGGGAGUUUACAUGAUUCCAUUUGCAUUGCUUGUUGCACCGCUUCCGAUAGUUGCGGGAUCUCUCUAUGCCGAAGCGAGCAAAUCCACACCUUCCUCUGAAGUUGUUGUCAAACACAAUUCUUGGAAAUGGCUGAACUCAGCCAGAAAGGUUUUAGCCAUUCAUUUAUGGGGUGCUGUUGUUUCCUUACUCCCAUAUUUCCUAUAUCAAAUACCAAAUUCCACCCCAACAACAAACUUUACAGUGUGGGGUUUUCUAUCAGCUCUUAGCCUCCUAAUUUUAUACUUCGUAUUGGGUUCUCCGAUUUUCGAAUCUCCUACAUCCCAACCUGAGAAAGACGAAUGGGCCAGCUUAAAGUCUGUAACAAUAGCAACCACUUUCAUUGGUUUAUCUCUCAUGUCAGUCAUUAACUUCGCUACAGCAGAAAUCGGGGCAUUACUCAUUGUCCCGAUUUGUUUGAUCGCCCGACCAUUGAAGCUUGAUAUUCAAUCCAGGAGUUUCCGAACCUUAACGAGGGCCACAUGUAAUCUUGCUCUAGGUCUUAUUGUGUUCCCUCCGGCAGCAUUUUUUUUAGUAAAAGGCGCAUUUGAAGAUUUUUAUGGUAUUAAUGUUGGUGACUAUUGGAACUGGGUGGAAUCUCUUUGGACAUGGAACAGUGCUACUUAUCUCUAUGUAGGCAUAGUUCAUCUACCAUGCUGGGCACUUUGUAUGCAUAUUUUAUUUCAUCCUUGUUGACAUGUAAUUUUAAUCCAAUUUUUUUACUGUUUUGAUA